GUUUGUAAUGUCAUAAAUUAAUAUCUCAAAAUAUGUCAAUCUUGCAAUUUUAAACUUUAAGAUCCAAAAUUUUAAUGAUAGUUGAUGGCUUUUUCCUAUUUUCCAAUUCUCCAUUUUGUCUACCUCUAGAACUAUGAAAUUAACGUUUAAAGUUUUAACAAUUAUAUCCUUACUUCAAUUGACCACUGCCUCACAGCAUAAACAAUCUUGCCACAGUCCCAUAUACUGCCAAGGAGACCUCCUUCAUCUAGUCCAAACCGCAAAGAUUUUUAACGAUUCCAAAACCUUCGUAGACAUGGCUAUGAUUCAUCCUGUAAACGUAACUUUACAAAACUUUCAUAAUCUGAUGGCCGAGAACGAUGAAAGGCCUACUCGAGAAAAAAUUAGAGAGUUCGUUUAUCAAAAUUUCAAACCAAUUGGAGAAUUAGAAGAAUGGUAUCCACGUGAUUUUAAAAAAGAGCCCAAAAUAAUAAAAGAGAUCCAGGACCCUGUGGUGAGAAAGUUUGCUCAGCAUAUAAUUAAUAUUUGGCCUACUUUAACAAGGAAGGUGUCUUAUCACGUGUUCGAUCAUCCAGAAACCCAUUCACUUAUACCUGUACAGUAUCCUUUUAUAAUACCUGGAGGAAGAUUCAAAGAAUAUUAUUAUUGGGACUCCUAUUGGAUAUUAAAAGGUUUACUGUUGAGUGAAAUGAUGGAAACAUCUAAAGGAUUGAUUCAAAAUUUAUUAUCUAUGGUAGAAAGGUAUGGUUUUAUUCCUAAUGGAGGUAGGGUGUAUUAUUUAAAUAGAUCACAACCUCCACUCUUGAGUCUUAUGGUGGACGACUAUGUAAAAUUCUCUAAAGACUUCGAGUUUAUAAGACAUAACGUGGCCACCUUGGAUCGAGAAUUACAAUUCUGGUUAGAUAAUAGGCUUGUUGAAAUAGAGAAAGAUGGAAAGGAAUAUCAACUCGCACAUUAUAAUUCACUAAGUGAUACGCCUAGACCUGAAUCAUAUUUAGAAGACAUAGAAACGUGUGCAGCCUUAAAAACAGAGGAACAAAGGUACGAAUGCUACACAGACCUAAAAAGUGGAGCGGAAAGUGGAUGGGACUUCAGCAGUCGCUGGAUUUUUGAUCAUUUUGACAGACCGGCAGGAAACCUUACGUUUAUUAGCACAAGAAGAAAUGUCCCUGUCGAUUUAAAUGCUUUUCUAUACAAGGCAUUUAGAGUAAUGUAUAAAUUCUAUCUUAUUCUACAAAAUACGGAACAGGCUAAGUUUUACCAAGAUCUGAUGGAGAAAUGGAGAGAAUCUAUCACUCAAAUUUUGUGGCAUGAAGAGGACGGUACAUGGUAUGAUUAUGAUCAGAAGAGUAAAAAACCUCGAAGACAUUAUUAUGCGAGCAACCUCACACCUCUUUGGGCCGGAGCAUUCCCUGAAAAUUUAAGACAAGAAUUGGGGGCUAAAUCUGUCAAAUAUUUGCGGAAACAAGGAAUAGACGCAUACAGAGGAGGUAUUCCAUCGUCGCUGUUUCCCACGGGUCAGCAAUGGGAUUUUCCUAAUGCUUGGUCUCCAUACCAAAAUCUAAUAAUUAUAGGAUUAGACAAGAGCGAGGAUCCGGAUGCUGUAGAAAUGGCCCAAAGUCUUGCCCACAAUUGGGUUAAUUCAAACAUAAAAGCUUUCCAUGAAAAUAAAGUAAUGUUUGAAAAAUAUAGUGCAGAAUCCAGCGGUAGUUUUGGUGGAGGUGGUGAGUAUCAUAUACAAGCCGGAUUUGGUUGGAGUAACGGUUGCGUCUUGGAACUUAUCCAUCUCUAUUAUAGAACUAAACGGAGGAAGUACGAGGUUUUCCAAUAGAGGUAGGAAUGAUAUACCUAUGAAAAAAUUAAUAAACGUACCAAAUGUUAA
Molecule: messenger RNA, 1882 nt
Organism: Diabrotica virgifera virgifera (western corn rootworm)
Lineage: Eukaryota; Metazoa; Arthropoda; Insecta; Coleoptera; Chrysomelidae
Product: trehalase-like
Exons: 6
Coding region: 134-1831 (565 amino acids)
Biological process (GO): trehalose catabolic process
Molecular function (GO): alpha,alpha-trehalase activity
Source: RefSeq, a predicted model, not a curated record